Aureobasidium pullulans EXF-150 is the source of this 760-nucleotide messenger RNA. Its product is annotated as acyl-CoA N-acyltransferase. Gene Ontology annotation, molecular function: acyltransferase activity, transferring groups other than amino-acyl groups. NCBI's taxonomy places the organism in Eukaryota, Fungi, Ascomycota, Dothideomycetes, Dothideales, Saccotheciaceae. Bases 1 to 699 code for a protein of 232 amino acids. The record is from RefSeq and is a predicted model, not a curated record. The transcript has 2 exons.
AUGAGUCACUGCAAACACUUGAAAUCCUCUUCGCCUGACCAUGCACCAGCAACCAGCUCUACCAAGCAAUCCACACUCUCAAACACACAUCUUGCGCACGCAGCUCUCCAAUCAGCAAACAUGACAGACCCAAACUUCCUCAUCACAACCCCUCGCCUCACCAUCUCUUACCUCGACCCAUCAAAUCCUUCCCACUGCCAAUUCAUGGUCAACCUCUGGAACACACCCGAAUUCAUCACCAUGCUCGGCGGCAAACCAACCUCCAUAACCACACCCCCUGCCGCAAAAUCACUCAUCGAAAACCGCUUCAUCGCCGAUCAUAGAAGAAAUGGAUAUGGCAUUUAUCUGGUUUCCCUUCUCGACAAUGGUCAGCCUGGUCCUCCUAUCGGUACUGUUUCACUCAUGCGUGGUGAGAAUUCUUCACUGCUGGCGCCGGAUAUUGGGUUUGCUAUGCUAUCUGAAUAUAUGAGGAAGGGCUAUGCUGUUGAAGCUGGAACGGCACUGAUUGACUAUGUUGGCAAGGAACAAGGUGUCACUGCUAUCUUUGGUUUCUGUAAUGGGAAGAAUGAGGCUAGUAUGGCUACAUUGAGGAGACUGGGAUUGAAAUGGGAGGGUUUGAGAGUGGUCAAAGAUUUUGGAGAUGAUGAGACGGCGUGUUGGAGUUGGGGUAUGGAGGAUGUGAGGGAGUAUGGACUGUGAGGUUGAUUGUGAGACGUUUGUCAUCUGUUUGGAUCAAUACUCGAUUACUGAACCACGUAGC